Enhydra lutris kenyoni (northern sea otter) is the source of this 1852-nucleotide messenger RNA. RefSeq names its product Sjogren syndrome antigen B (gene SSB). The record is from RefSeq and is a predicted model, not a curated record. Gene Ontology annotation, molecular function: RNA binding. Gene Ontology annotation, biological process: RNA processing; positive regulation of translation. The coding region runs from base 155 to 1372 and encodes 405 amino acids. The transcript is spliced from 12 exons. Gene Ontology annotation, cellular component: nucleus; cytoplasmic stress granule; cytosol. NCBI's taxonomy places the organism in Eukaryota, Metazoa, Chordata, Mammalia, Carnivora, Mustelidae.
UCCGCCCACCCGGGCCGCGAGGGCUGCCGGGACGGCCCCCAUCUUCCUCACGCACUGUAGGCCCCCGGCGGCGCUGGGAAGUGGAGACGUUGUUGUCGUUGUUAGUGUUUGUGCGGCGUGGCUUUGUGGUACCGGGACCUUAAAGAUAGCCACAAUGGCUGAAAAUGGUGAUAAUGAAAAAAUGGCUGCUCUUGAGGCCAAAAUCUGUCAUCAAAUUGAGUAUUAUUUUGGUGACUUCAAUUUGCCACGAGACAAAUUUUUAAAGGAACAGAUCAAACUGGAUGAAGGCUGGGUCCCUUUGGAGAUAAUGAUAAAGUUCAAUAGGUUAAACCGUCUAACAACAGACUUUAAUGUGAUAGUAGAAGCACUGAGUAAAUCAAAAGCUGAACUCAUGGAAAUAAGUGAAGAUAAAACUAAAAUCAGAAGAUCUCCAAGCAAACCCCUCCCUGAAGUGACUGAUGAAUAUAAGAAUGAUGUAAAAAACAGAUCUGUUUAUAUUAAAGGGUUCCCAACUGAUGCAACCCUUGAUGAUAUAAAAGAAUGGUUAGAAGAUAAAGGUCAAGUACUAAAUAUUCAGAUGAGAAGAACAUUACACAAAGCAUUUAAGGGAUCAAUUUUUGCUGUGUUUGAUAGUAUUGAAUCUGCUAAGAAGUUUGUUGAUACCCCUGGCCAGAAGUAUAAAGACACAGACCUGCUAAUACUUUUCAAGGAAGAUUAUUUUGCAAAAAAAAAUGAAGAAAGAAAGCAAAAUAAAGUGGAAGCUAAAUUACGAGCUAAACAAGAGCAAGAAGAAAAACAAAAGUUAGCAGAAAAUGCUGAAAUGAAAUCUCUAGAAGAAAAGAUUGGCUGCUUGCUGAAAUUUUCAGGAGACUUAGAUGAUCAGACCUGUAGAGAAGAUUUGCACAUCCUUUUCUCAAGUCAUGGUGAAAUAAAAUGGAUAGACUUUAUGAGAGGAGCAAAAGAGGGGAUAAUUCUUUUUAAAGAAAAAGCUAAGGAAGCACUGGAUAAAGCCAAAGAAGCAAAUAAUGGUAACCUACAAUUAAGGAACAAAGACGUGACGUGGGAAGUACUAGAAGGAGAUGUGGAAAAGGAGGCACUGAAAAAAAUCAUAGAAGAUCAACAAGAGUCUCUAAACAAAUGGAAAUCAAAAGGUCGCAGAUUUAAAGGAAAAGGAAAGGGAAAUAAAGCUGCCCAGACUGGGUCUGCUAAAGGAAAAGUACAGUUUCAGGGCAAGAAAACUAAAUUUGAUAGUGAUGAUGAACAUGAUCAAAAUGGUGCAUCUGGACCAGUAAAAAGAGCAAGAGAAGAAACAGACAAAGAAGAACCUACACCAAAACAACAGAAAACAGAAAAUGGUGCUGGAGACCAGUAGUUUAGUAAAACAUUUUUUUAUUCAUCUUAAUUAGGUUUUAAGCUGCUUUUGUCUUUAGAGGCUUUUAAAAAGAAAACCGAAUUAGAUCCACUUCAAUAUCAACCUGUAAGAAAGGAAAAUUUUUUGUUUUUGUCUUUUUGUUAUCCAAAUGAAGAUUUUUUAAAUGUAUAGUUCUGUUUGUGUUAUUUCAAAUGAUUCAAAUAUCAAAAGACUUCCACUAAAUUGCCUUUGUAAUAUGAAAAUGUAUUAGUACAAACUAAUAAAAUAUGUACUAUAUAAAAAAGAGCAAAAAAUUAGUUUUUUAUUUUUGUGCCUAAAGCAUUUGAGAAAGAAUACCUUAAACCAGAAUACUGGCUGUUAUCCCAUCGAUAAUUAUUCUGUCUCCUAUGCUAGCUUCUUUUAUUUACUCAGGCAACUUGAUAACAUUGGAAAUAAUUACUUAUUGAAAAGUUCUUCAGUACUGAAUGAAGAUAAGCCAGA